Lithohypha guttulata is the source of this 1104-nucleotide messenger RNA. RefSeq lists its product as uncharacterized. Gene Ontology annotation, cellular component: cytosol. Gene Ontology annotation, molecular function: holo-[acyl-carrier-protein] synthase activity; magnesium ion binding. The coding region runs from base 1 to 1104 and encodes 367 amino acids. The record is from RefSeq and is a predicted model, not a curated record. Lineage: Eukaryota; Fungi; Ascomycota; Eurotiomycetes; Chaetothyriales; Trichomeriaceae. The transcript has a single exon.
AUGGCGUACAGCGACAGUAGCGACACGUUCUGCACGCCUAUAAUUCGCUACUACGCCGACAUACGCCCUUAUGCACCCAUCAGCGCAACAAUCCAUCUCAACCCUCCCAAACGUGAAGGCGAACAGUUACCUUUAAUUCACACCUUACCCAUAGAACUCCAAGAGUCAAUUCGUCGCUAUGUACGUAAGCCGGAUCGCUUCAUGGCGCUGGCCUCGGCGGUAUUGAAGUACACCUUCAUCCAUAAAACCGCCAGAAUACCAUGGUCAGAAGUCAAGAUCUCUCGGACGCCAAAACCGCAUUCACGACCAUAUUGGAAUCCUCCAGAACACUGGUGUCAGAGGGGAUUCGAAGGCCUGGAAUUCAAUGUCUCGCAUCAGGCUGGCUUGGUCGUGCUCGUUGGUGCUCGUACAGCUAACCGUCCUCGAGACGCCCGCGUCGACGAUCUCGCACAAAUCAACGUUCGCACUUCUGCUGUGAUCAACCCUGACCCCACAGCUGUAGCUGAGGCAGAAUCUGAAAUUGACGAAGACGAACCUGAAGACGUCAGGAUCGGUGUUGAUGUAGCCUGUACCUGGGAGCCACCGAGAACCCCGGAUUUAUGCACUCAGGAGAAACUCGAGGAAUGGGUCGAUGUCUUUGCUGAGAUGUUCUCGAAAGAGGAACAGCACGAUAUGAUUCAUACGCCCGUUUCUGGUUUACAUGGUAUGACUGUGUCGGACCAGAAAGCACGUCGCUUCUACGUAUACUGGGCGUUGAAGGAAGCAUACAUCAAAAUGGUCGGAGAAGGCCUACUUGCACCCUGGUUACGAGAGCUGGAAUUCAAAGAUGUACCAGUACCGCCACGGGUUGAGGUCAACAAGCCGGAAGCCUGGAAAUUAUUGACCGAUGAACAGACCGCUAAGCUAGGAGUGGCGUUCAGAGGUAGGAAGAUUGCACAUACUAUGCACACUACAAUAGAAGCCUUUGAAGACACAUUUGUGGUUGCUACCAUGACGAGAGGCGUGGUUGAUCAGUCGCAGAGUGAGACGAGGUGGGAGAAAAUUGAUCUGUCCGGAGACAUUGAGCUCUGCGCCACCGGACGAUGCCAUUGUCUCGAUCAAUAA